ACAGAAGGCAGUAAUCUUUGGCAAAACAGUUGGUUAGAGUGUUGUUGUUUUUGGUGAUAGCGAUGAACAUGACGAAAAACGUUCCCAGUGUUAGUUUGGGGAAUGGAUACGAAAUACCUGGAAUAGGAUACGGAACAUAUUUGGCAACUCGCGACCAAGGAAUUGACCUCGUGAAGAAAUCAAUCGACGCUGGUUAUAGGCACAUUGAUACCGCUUUCCUGUACGAGAAUGAAGUCGAAGUAGGCGAAGCGAUUCGGGCAAAAAUAGCUGAAGGCGUAGUAAAACGAGAGGAUUUAUUCGUUACUACAAAGCUAUGGAAUACUUUCCAUCAUCCCGAUCACGUGGCGAAGGUAUUUCAGCGCUCAUUCGACAUGCUCAACAUCGGCUACAUCGAUCUGUACCUGAUGCACUCGCCGAUGGGACUGCAGUUUCAAGGCUACGAGUACGGUGAUAUGCAUCCGAAGGAUACUGAGGGAAAUGCACUCUACUCUGAUGACGAUUACAUCGAAACAUGGAAGGCCAUGGAAAAACUGGUUAAGAGCGGCAAGGUUCGCAGUAUCGGCCUGUCGAACUUCAACAGUGAGCAAAUCAAGCGAAUUUUACAGAUUGCUGAGAUCAAACCAGUCAACAAUCAAAUUGAGGUUAAUCCGGGUUGGAAUCAGAAAAAAUUGAUCGAGUUCUGCAAAAGUCACGGCAUAACUGUUACAGCGUUUGGGCCGAUGGGGCGUCCGCAUCGGUCAACUUAUGGGAACAAGUCGGCUCUAGGCGAUUCGAGGGUGCUAGAGAUUGCCCGCAAGUAUGAAAAAACCGAUGGUCAGGUGAUUCUUAGAUAUCUGAUUCAAUUAGGUACAAUUCCAAUUCCUUACUCAACCAAAGAGGAACGUAUACGGCAGAAUAUCGAUGUGUUUGAUUUUACCUUAAGCGACGAAGAUAUGCUGAUUAUGGAUGGUUUUCAGUCCGAGCGAACACUUCCAUUUCCUCCUUUGAAAAGGCACAAAUAUUACCCGUUUGAUAUUGAGUUCUGAGCAACGCACCCGUCGGCUCUGGUUGGUUAUUGAAUGGUGCUAGAAUAAAUAGGAAUAUAGUUUUUUA
Topomyia yanbarensis is the source of this 1092-nucleotide messenger RNA. Its product is annotated as 1,5-anhydro-D-fructose reductase-like. The record is from RefSeq and is a predicted model, not a curated record. Lineage: Eukaryota; Metazoa; Arthropoda; Insecta; Diptera; Culicidae. Bases 63 to 1025 code for a protein of 320 amino acids. Gene Ontology annotation, molecular function: aldose reductase (NADPH) activity. Gene Ontology annotation, cellular component: cytosol. The transcript is spliced from 4 exons.